AUGCUGGUAUCCUUGACUGUGGGCAAGGUCGACGCUGGCGUUGCGGUCUUGUUAACGCAGGACAACCGACUGAUUGAAUUCCCCUCGGUGUUACUCCCUAAAAAUAUCAGCUCCGGAAGCAUCGUCGACAUCAACGUCUCACGGAAUCAUGCCGCUGAGUCAACAAGCAUAGCGAAUUUCCAAUCGCUACAAAAACGAAUCCUCAAUACCUAUGGCCUAGAAACGCCUUCCCCUCCCGUUCUCCGUCUGCGCAAUGCUACACAAACAUCUCUGGUGCUAGAGUGGGAUCCGAUAAAGCUUGCUACAGCCUCCUUGAAAUCCCUCUCACUCUACCGCAACGGGUCCAAAGCAGGAUCGAUACCUCGUCCUUUGGAAAUGCUCAGUACCAAGAUCAGUGGUCUUGCCGUACAUGCCGAAUAUACCUUCCACCUCGUAUUGCGCACAUCAGCUGGAACUUUCCAAUCUGAGAAGUUGACAUGCCGUACUCAUAAGAUGACUGAUCUUUCGGGCAUAACAGUAACCCCGGGGAUUAUGCCUGAACCCCAAAGAGAGGCUCUGGAGCGCGCUGUUGAUCGGAUCGGUGGCAAGCUUAUCGACGCUGUACGAAUUGAUACAACACAUUUUGUUUGCACGGAAGGCCGUGGCCCGGCAUGGGAAAAGGCUGUGGAAAUGAACCUCCCUGUGGUUCGUCCCGAGUGGGUAGAUGCAUGUGAGGCUGAGGGGACAAUCGUUGGGGUUCGGGGUUACUAUUUGAAUGCAGACCCAAAGCAUCGGCAGUUGGGUCCGCGACAAACACCACAACCACAACCACAGCAGCCGCAGCCGCAGCCACAACGGCAAGCUCCUGAACCAGUCGUUCCAGAGACAACAAUAGCACCCACGAGCAGUCAACCAAAUGUAUCAUCACAAUCAGGAGCAGAUCAGGUCUCAGAUGGCCCGCCGACUCCAUUCCCCAGUGGCCCUACAGAAGUCAAUCCAAAUGAGGUUCAACAGGACAACGAACCUGAGCAAGCGCAACCUUCUCCUCCUCCGAAAGACGAGCCUGCUGAAACUACAAGGGGUAGCGAGCAAGAAGAACACAACCAAGUUGAAAAUAACGAGAACGGCGAUGAUAAUGAGGAGGCCGAGGAAGAGGAGGAGUCAACCGAAGUGCCACAUUCCAACCAUGGCAAUGGCGAGGAAAAGGGUAAAGCUCAACAAGAGGGUGUAGGUGAGCUCGAAGAGGUAUCUUUAUAA
This is a messenger RNA of Talaromyces atroroseus, 1236 nucleotides long. RefSeq lists its product as hypothetical. Gene Ontology annotation, biological process: Golgi to plasma membrane transport; conjugation with cellular fusion. Bases 1 to 1236 code for a protein of 411 amino acids. The record is from RefSeq and is a predicted model, not a curated record. Gene Ontology annotation, molecular function: protein dimerization activity. Gene Ontology annotation, cellular component: trans-Golgi network; exomer complex. NCBI's taxonomy places the organism in Eukaryota, Fungi, Ascomycota, Eurotiomycetes, Eurotiales, Trichocomaceae. The transcript has 2 exons.